CCCCGCUCUGCUGGCUAAAAUAAUACAAGGCAAAGAAAUUGUGUUUGUGUUAAUUGAAUGCCCUGCCCACAGACACUCGAGUCAGCAACAACACCAUGGGCAUCCUAGAGAAGAUUGCUGAGAUCGAGCGUGAGAUCGCACGCACCCAAAAGAACAAAGCCACCGAGUACCAUUUGGGCCUGCUGAAGGCGAAGCUAGCCAAGUAUCGCUCCCAGCUGCUAGAGCCCACGAAGAAGGGCGAAAAGGGCGAGGGAUUCGAUGUGCUCAAAAGCGGAGAUGCCAGGGUAGCGCUCAUUGGCUUUCCCUCGGUGGGCAAAUCCACAAUGCUGUCCACCCUGACCAAGACAGAGUCGGAGGCGGCCAACUAUGAGUUUACCACGCUGACGUGCAUUCCAGGCGUGAUCGAGUACCAGGGCGCCAAUAUCCAACUGCUCGAUCUGCCCGGUAUCAUUGAGGGUGCCGCCCAGGGCAAAGGUCGUGGACGACAGGUCAUUGCCGUGGCCCGCACUGCCGAUCUGGUGUUGAUGAUGCUCGAUGCCACCAAGCCGAAUGUCCACAGGGAGCUGCUCGAGCGGGAGCUGGAGUCCGUGGGCAUUCGGCUGAACAAGCGGAAGCCCAACAUUUACUUUAAACAGAAAAAGGGCGGCGGCCUGAGCUUCAAUUCGACCUGCACCCUGACGCGCUGCAGCGAGAAAAUGGUCCAGAUGAUCCUACACUCCUUUAAGAUCUUCAACGCCGAGGUGCUGUUCCGGGAGGACUGCACCGAGGAUGAGUUCAUCGACGUGGUCACCGCCAAUCGUGUCUAUCUGCCUUGCCUUUACGUGUACAACAAAAUCGAUCAGAUCUCCAUCGAGGAGGUGGAUCGCCUGGCCCGCCAGCCCAACUCCAUUGUCGUGAGCUGCAACAUGAAGCUGAAUCUGGACUACAUGCUGGAGGCCCUCUGGGAGGCGCUGCAGCUGAUCAGGGUAUACACCAAGAAGCCCGGCGCACCGCCAGACUUUGAUGAUGGUCUGAUUUUGAGAAAGGGUGUCAGUGUGGAGCAUGUAUGCCAUGCCAUUCAUCGCACGCUGGCCGCGCAGUUCAAGUAUGCCCUGGUUUGGGGCACAUCCACCAAGUACUCGCCCCAGCGAGUGGGCAUUGCCCAUGUGAUGGGCGACGAGGAUGUUAUACAGGUGGUCAAGAAGUAGGAGGAUUCGGGAUUCGAUUCGUGUUUGGUGUAACCAGAUUGUUGAUCU
Molecule: messenger RNA, 1235 nt
Organism: Drosophila persimilis
Lineage: Eukaryota; Metazoa; Arthropoda; Insecta; Diptera; Drosophilidae
Product: developmentally-regulated GTP-binding protein 2
Exons: 4
Coding region: 96-1187 (363 amino acids)
Biological process (GO): cytoplasmic translation
Cellular component (GO): cytoplasm
Molecular function (GO): GTPase activity; GTP binding
Source: RefSeq, a predicted model, not a curated record